AUGGCAACGACUGUGAAAAGGAUAAGGCAUAAGGCACAAAACAUAGCGUUAAAGGAUAAGAAAAUCUUCUCUCUUGGCAGUGUUUUAACUCUCUCAGCAGUGGCCAGUUUGGCAGCAGCUAAUCCUCGAUUUGCUCGUGAUGUCUCCGAAUUGGCAGACAUUUCUGCUCCAGUUGACUAUUUGCCACCUGUAACGGAAUAUUUGGCUCCCGCUGAGUUGGCUGAUGCCACCGAGACUUCUCCCUUGGGCGAUGAUGGCUAUGAAUAUCGUACUGUGCGUCGCCUCAAGCUACGUCACCGACGUGAUGUCUCCCAUUUGGCUGGCCCAGCACGGCAAUAUUUGCCACCCAGUAAUCUCUAUUUGCCGCCACUGCCAACUGUAGCUUCAACUGUAGCUCCAGCACCGGCUCUGGCUCCGGCUCCGGUCGAUGAUACCGAAGAAGUUAUCUCGGCUGCUGAACCCAAGGUGAAUCGUGAAUAUUUGCCACCAUCGACCGAAGCGCCAGUGGAAGUGGAAACCGAGGCUGCUCCAGAUGCCCCCACCGAAGUGCCUGAGGUUCAUUCGGCUCAAUUGCUUGACGAUGGCUAUCAUUACAAGCAGCCAAAUGAACAGCCCGCCGAGUUGCGUGAGGCAGCACCUCGCGAGUAUUUGCCACCUGUGGCAGCUGAAGAUGAAGUUCCUCCUGUAGAGGAGGAAGAGGUGGUCGUUGUGGAGGGUCCUUCGAAUGGCGAAUCGGCCGUACUCACCAAGGAUGGCUAUCAAUAUCGUCGCGUUGUUAGACGUUUCAGAUUUUAA
Messenger RNA from Drosophila willistoni, 795 nucleotides. RefSeq lists its product as uncharacterized. The record is from RefSeq and is a predicted model, not a curated record. The transcript has 2 exons. Lineage: Eukaryota; Metazoa; Arthropoda; Insecta; Diptera; Drosophilidae. Bases 1 to 795 code for a protein of 264 amino acids.